Molecule: messenger RNA, 915 nt
Organism: Pneumocystis murina B123
Lineage: Eukaryota; Fungi; Ascomycota; Pneumocystomycetes; Pneumocystales; Pneumocystaceae
Exons: 3
Coding region: 1-915 (304 amino acids)
Biological process (GO): Golgi organization
Cellular component (GO): Golgi apparatus
Molecular function (GO): protein binding
Source: RefSeq, a predicted model, not a curated record
AUGUGGUCUAGUUUAAAGCGACAAUUAAGUGCAGCUCUGCGUGGCGAGGAUGAGGAGAGAAGUAGAACUCAUGGAUUUCAUGUUCUACGAGUUGUUGAAGGAUCUGUUGCAGACAAAGCAGGCAUUGAGAGUUAUUAUGAUUUUAUAUGUGAGGUAGAUGGAGUAGAACUGACUGAGGAUUUUGGAUGGCUUUCUACAUAUCUUUUAGGUGCUGAUCGGCCUCUUCGCGUGGUAAUUUGGUCAUUAAAAGAUCAGAUGGAGAGAUGUAUUCUUCUUUUACCCUCAGAACAUUUCGGUUUAUCAUUACGUUGGUGUUCAAUAAGUGUUGCUCAAAAAGUAGUAUGGCAUGUUUUGAGUAUUGAAACUGGAUCUCCUGCAGAAGCUGCUGGGCUCUUUCCUUAUGAUGAUUAUAUUGUUGGUACACCAGAGGAUCUUCUUCGUAGUGAAUCUGAUUUAGGAACAUUAAUUGAUAAUUACAUGAACCGAUCUUUAGGUUUAUAUGUUUAUAAUAGGCGUCAUGAAACAACGCGUUUAGUAAUACUUAUACCUAAUAGAAAAUGGGGAGGUUCUGGUGCACUCGGAUGUGGUUUAGGUUAUGGAUAUCUUCAUAGAUUACCUGGUAUAACUCGAAAAAAGAUUCAACCUGUAUCUAAGGUUUCGGAAACAUUUGUAUAUGAAGAAUUACAGGAUACACUUGGAAUUCCACUUACUGAAACCGAGAAAAUGCUAGGAGUUUCAUUAAAUUCUCAAUUAACCUCACAAACUAAAUUGAAAACAAAAUCUCGGAAAACCAAUAAAGUCUUUGAUGAAGAGAUCCUUGAAUUAAUGAAAGAAGGUGAAGAAAAAAGUCAAGAAAUAGAAAGAAAGGUAGUAUUCGUUUCCCCCGAACCUGUUUCCCAAGAAACUACUGAUUAA